AUGGCAAUUAUAGAUACUAUUCAAAGAUCUAGGCCUGUCCAGCUCGGUAUAGUAUGCUUCUUCUUGAUAGCAUGGUACUUUUUACGAGGAUCUUCAGACAGCUAUACGCCAGAGGAAUUGAAUUCCCUUUUACAAAAUAAGGAUGAAAGUACUGUUAUGAUUAAGAAAACUGAAUUGACUACUCACGGCUUAAAAUCUCCUUUCAUAGAUCAAUCGACUUUCAAACCAAAAAAUUGGUAUUUAGCCGGUAAUACGCUUAUUAAAAAUGAUGCUUAUAUUAGAUUAACAUCGGAUAGACAGCACCAAGUUGGUAGUAUGUUUUCGAACUUACCUAUCCAGGCUGAAUCGUUUGAAAUGGAAUUGACUUUCCAUAUGCACAGCAAGUCAUCAAAUUUGUUUGGUGAUGGAUUUGCCAUGUGGAUAAUCGAUCGCAAGUCAGAUAUAGGAGAUGUCUUCGGUGCACAAAAUUACUUCAAUGGAAUGGGUAUAUUCGUUGACACGUACAAGAACGGUAAAAGGGGACAUUUUCCGUAUGUAAAUUUGAUGUUGGGUGAUGGACAUACUGGCUAUAAUAAAGAUACAGAUGGGUACGAAACAAGAUUGGCUGGAUGUACAGCUACUGGUCUCAUGAAUCCAGCUAGUGAAUUGACCAAAGCACGUAUUGUUUAUAUUAAGGAUGGGUAUUUUUCAAUAGAUUUUAACUACAAAAAUAAGCCUGAAGACUGGAAAAACUGUGUUACCUUGACAGAUAUCAAAUUGCCCCAAGUUAAGUAUUUGGGUUUCACCGCUGAGACGGGUGAUCUUUCUGAAAAUGUGGAUAUUAUUGAAAAUAAGAUGUAUGCGUUGUACAAACCAGAUGGUUCAUUCAUUGAAUCUGUUGAUGAACUAGAGACCUUGAUGCAAGCACAAAGUGAUAAUGAAGAAGAGUUACAGCAAGCGGUUGAAGAAAUGAAAAAGGGUGGAAGACAUAGAAAAAUAAAGAAGAAGUCAGCAACGAGACGCAAAUCAUUAAGCAGAUUAAAGAAUUCUGAAAAGAAAAUAAAAGAACGUGAACGUAAGUUGCGGUUAGAAAAAUACGGGGAUGAAAAUGCUACAUUAUUCAGAAGAUUAUUGAAAGGAAUUCUAUAUUGUUUAAAAUUAAUAACGUAUACAUUGUUGAUAGGUGGUUUAAUAUGGAUAGGAAAUAUAAUUUACCGAGUCCAAGUACAGAAAAAGAAACUGAAAGUUACUGGUCUAUUAGAUUAA
This is a messenger RNA of Debaryomyces fabryi, 1245 nucleotides long. RefSeq lists its product as uncharacterized. Gene Ontology annotation, cellular component: endoplasmic reticulum-Golgi intermediate compartment; COPII-coated ER to Golgi transport vesicle; Golgi membrane. Gene Ontology annotation, molecular function: D-mannose binding. Gene Ontology annotation, biological process: Golgi organization; endoplasmic reticulum to Golgi vesicle-mediated transport; endoplasmic reticulum organization. Bases 1 to 1245 code for a protein of 414 amino acids. NCBI's taxonomy places the organism in Eukaryota, Fungi, Ascomycota, Pichiomycetes, Serinales, Debaryomycetaceae. The record is from RefSeq and is a predicted model, not a curated record. The transcript has a single exon.